Molecule: messenger RNA, 1776 nt
Organism: Dufourea novaeangliae
Lineage: Eukaryota; Metazoa; Arthropoda; Insecta; Hymenoptera; Halictidae
Product: transmembrane protease serine 9-like
Exons: 13
Coding region: 1-1776 (591 amino acids)
Biological process (GO): proteolysis
Molecular function (GO): serine-type endopeptidase activity
Source: RefSeq, a predicted model, not a curated record
AUGAGGUUCUCGUGGUGCCUUGGAUUAACGGUGGCUCUAUUAAUGGCCUUGGAUCCCUGCCAGGCGGGCACAUUCGCUGAAAAGGUGAAAAACUUUUUCGGGAUCUUUGGUAAUAAGCCACCAUCCGCCGUGGAAGCGCCUGGACCGUGUUACUGCAGCUGUGGAUUGCGGAACGAGGAGAGCCGCAUAGUUGGCGGUCAAACGACACGUGUGAAUGAAUUUCCAUGGAUGGCGAGGCUCUCCUACCUCAACAAAUUCUACUGUGGCGGUGCUUUAAUAAACGAUCGGUAUGUCCUGACUGCGGCCCAUUGUGUCAAAGGUCCUGCUUUCAGGUUCAUGUGGUUCAUGAUCAAGGUCACAUUCGGUGAGCACGAUAGGUGCAUCGAGAAGGGGCCCGAAACCAGAUACGUGGUCCGAGUAUUGAUGGGCGACUUCAGCUUCCUCAAUUUCGACAACGAUAUCGCUUUGCUUCGACUUAACGAGAGGGUGCCCUUAAGCGACACCAUCAGACCCAUAUGUCUGCCAUCGGUCAAAGAUAACCUGUACAUCGGCACCAGGGCAAUCGCUUCGGGCUGGGGUACCUUGCACGAGGACGGGAAGCCUUCGUGCCUCUUGCAGGAAGUCGAGGUACCGGUUAUGAGCCUUCAGGAUUGCCGCAACACCAGCUACAGCCCCCGUAUGAUCUCCGAUAACAUGAUGUGCGCAGGGUAUCCAGAGGGAAAGAAGGAUUCCUGUCAAGGAGACAGCGGAGGACCUCUAAUAGCUGAACGCGAGGACAAGAAAUACGAGCUUAUAGGUGUAGUGUCCUGGGGUAAUGGAUGUGCUCGGCCAGGAUAUCCUGGGGUUUACACGAGAGUCACGCGGUAUAUAGACUGGAUCGUGUACAAUUCACGAGAGGGAUGUUUCUACUUUCUUUUAGAAUUCACUAAUAUUCGGGAUGAUGGAACAAGAGAAACACGAGGCGUCUUGGACUUUCUGCUCGGCAGGUUCAAAGCUUGCGGCAACUGCGUGUGCGGACGUCCAAAUCGAUCCGGCGAGACGCGACUCCUCGGCGGGGAAUACACAAUGGCGCACGAGUUUCCGUGGUUGGCGAACGUUCACGUGAAAUCACAGUUGUCAUUCAGCGGUGUAUUGAUCAACGAUCGUUACGUUCUAACCGCAGCUAGUCAACUCGUUAGUGUAACCGCGCCAGAAGUAAAAGUAUCGCUUGGGGAAUACGACAAAUGCAGUUUGGACGUAUCAUCGGCGACGAUCAGUGUGGAAUCUGUAUUCCUAUAUCCGGAAUACAAUCCGGGUUCCCGCGCUCACGAUUUGGCGUUGAUAAAAUUAAGUCAACCAAUUAAAUUCGAGAGAAGAAUAUCGCCAAUCUGUCUGCCGAAUCCAGGUUCGACUUACCUCGGACAAGUCGGUACAUUGGUUGGAUGGACGGUGAGCAAAACGGAAGAAAGGGACAGCAAUCAGACUUGUCGACCGCGAAAAUUAGGACUUCCGAUUUUGGGUUACAACGAAUGCAUCAAAUCCGGUCUAAAUCCUAUGAAUUUUCACAAUGACUCCGGCUGUGCCGGUGUUUUAGGCGGAACUUCUAUCGUGUGUGAGAACGACGUAGGUUCCUCUGUGCAGUAUCGUUCAUAUGCGGGCGUUUAUGAUCUUGUUGGCAUAAUUUCGGACGUAAACAAAUGCAGCAACAUUUCUGCAGUUUCGAUUUUCACCAGAGUGGGCCCGCAUUUAAAUUGGAUAUUACAACAAACCAAAGAUGCGUGUUACUGUGCUAAAUAA